AUACACACAGACACACACACACACACACAGAAGAAGGAAGUCACUCCUUUCAGACAACACAAAACUGAUCUCUUUCUCAUAGCGAUUUCAGGAAAAUGGCCGAGGCCAGUAUUUCAGUAGAUCAGCUUUCUCAGGACCAGUUCAGGUGCCCAGUGUGUCUGGAACUCCUGAAGGAUGCGGUGACUAUCUCCUGUGGUCACAGUUUCUGUAAGGUGUGUAUUAAUGGCCACUGGGAUCAGGAGGAUCAGAAGGGUGUCUACAGCUGUCCUCAGUGCAGAGACACUUUCACUCCAAGGCCUGUUCUAUCCAGAAACAACAUGCUGGAUGAAGUGGUGGAGAAAGUGAAGAAGACAGAAGUCCAAGCUGCAUCUCCUGCUCACUGUUAUGCUGGACCUGAAGAUGUGGAGUGUGAUUUCUGCACCGGGAGAAAGCACAAAGCUGUCAAGUCCUGUCUGAUGUGUUUGGCUUCAUUUUGUGAAACUCAUCUGAAACCUCAUCUUGAAGACUCUACUUUGAAAAAACACACAUUGAUUGAAGCCUCAGCAAAACUCCAAGAGAAGAUCUGCUCUGAACAUCACAAGCUGAUUGAGAUCUACUGUCAGACUGAUCAAACCUGCAUCUGUUAUUUGUGUAUGAUGGAAAAUCACAAAGGUCACGACACCGUCACAGCCGCAGCAGAAAGAGCUGAGAAACAGAGUGAGUUAAAGAAGGAGCAGAUGAAAUCCCAGCAGAGAAUCCAGGAGAAGCAGAAGAAGGUGCAGGAGCUGAAACAGGCUGUGAACACUAUAAAGCUCAGUGCACAGACAGCAGUGGAGGACAGUGAGAGGAUCUUUACUGAGCUGAUCAGCUCCAUGGAGAAAAAGCGCUGGGGGGUGACGGAGCUGAUCAGAGAUCAGGAGAAGGCUGAACUGAGUCGAGCUGAACGACUCCUGGAGCAACUGGAGCAGGAGAUUGCUGAUCUUCAGAGGAGAGUCACUGAGCUGGAGCAGCUUUCACACACACACGAUCACAUACAUUUCCUCCAGGUUUUAGCUUCUGGACGUCACUCUCCUCCACUUAUCGGACCAGAUUUUCGCACAUCCAGCGUCACUGUCCAUCAACAUCUCUCAUUUGAUGGAGUAAGGAAUUCUCUCUCAGAUCUGAAAAAGAGACUCGAGGAAUUCUGUGAGGAGGAAUUCAACAAAAUCCCUCCACAUGCUGCAGCAGUUCAGAUCAUUUCAGGACCAGAACCACAGAGCAGAGAAGAGUUUCUGAAAUUUUGGUUUUUCUCUUUUAUUUUAGAUUUCCGUUAUCUGACUCUGGAUCCCAACACGGCACAUCGUCACCUCAUUCUGUCUGAGAAGAACAGAGCGGUGAAUGACAGUGGGAGAGAGCAGCGUUACUCUGAUCAUCCAGAGAGAUUUGAUUCCUGGGAGCAGGUGUUGUGUAAGGAGAGUGUGUGUGGACGUUGUUACUGGGAGGUGGAGUGGAGCGGUGAUGGUGGUGUGUCCAUAGCAGUCUCAUAUAAAGACAUCAGCAGGGAAGGACGGGUUAAUGAGUGCGGGUUUGGAGGCAACAAUCAGUCCUGGAGUUUGCGGUGUGCUUCUUCUUCUUCUUCUUCUCUCUCUUUCUAUCACGACAACAUUGAGACUGUUCUCAGAGGUCCAUCACCCUCCAGAAUAGGAGUGUAUGUGGAUCACAGUGCAGGAACUCUGUCCUUCUACAGCGUCUCUUACGCAAUGAAGCUCCUCCACAGAGUCCACACCACAUUCACUCAGCCUCUACACGCUGGAUUUGGGGUCUACAAAGUUUCUGGGUUCGCGUUCUACUGGUCUCCUGGUUCUACAGUGAGAUUGUGUGAUCGAGAAUAAAAGUGUGUAGUGUUUUCUGUAAAAUUCCUGCAUGUUGCCAUGUUGUUGCUCAGUCGUCUGCUUCACUAGAACACAAUCCAGCUGCACAAAAACACUCAUUUUAAUAUUUAAGUUAAAACGUAUAAUGUUUUAUUAUUAUUAUUAUUAUUCGUCACAUGCACACUUCAAGUACAGUGAAAUUCAUCCUCUGCAUUUAACCCAUCUGAAGCAGUGAACACACUCACACCCAGAGCAGUGGGCAGCCCAGAGCACCCGGGGAGCAGUCAGGGGUUCGGUACCUUGCUCAAGGGCACCUCAGCCCAAGGCCGCCCCACGUCAACCUAACUGCAUAUCUUUGGACUGUGGGGGAAACUGGAGCACCCGGAGGAAACCCAUGCAGACAUGGGGAGAACAUGCAAAGUCCAGACAGAAAGGCCCUCGCCGGCCACUGGGUUCGAACCCAGAACCUUCUUGCUGUGAGGCGAACGUGCUAACCACUACACCACCGUAAAUGUAUAAUAAUUAAAGGUAGACUGCCUUUCAGAUUUUUCUAAUUUAGGCCAUAAAAAGAAUUUUCCCUGACACCCAAUUAUUUUUUUAGUGGACUGUAAGCUACUGAAUUUGACACUCAGACUUCAAAUUUUAUUACUUUUUUCCCCUCAAAGAACAAUUAAUGAAUUUAGAGCCACGUGGCCCUAAAUUCUCCGCCAUUUUUUUCUUGCUUCACCGUGACCUUAUCCAACAUGUUAUGUCGUGCAUGAGGUGGUGGGGUUUCCCCAUUGUGGGAUACAAAUUUGUACCCUGAGAGAACAAUGGAGGACCGACCACAGUAACGGAAAGUGGGAAGAAAAAACUCUGUAUUGCGAAGGAAAGGAAACGCAGGACCAAAAUAAUAACAGCAAACACAAAAAUCAAAAAGAUGAAUGUAACGGCUUCGCUGAUCUAGUGGACACUGAAACAGGCAGGCGGGAUCAAUGUCACUUUCGUUUUUAUUUUUUAAACUGUCACUUAACACAAAACAUGCUUUUCAGCAGUUUCAAAAUAAACUAUGUGUCACUGCCCUGAUGUGAUUUCAGCCAGGGACAGAGAUUCACACUGCACACACACACCACCUUCACCGGGCUCGUGCUCCACUCACCAACUGGCACUUGGCCACGCCCCCCACCACAGUGAAAAAGAACUGUAUACUGUCUUGCUCAACGAAAUAAACUGCGCAGUAUGAUCGUGAAUCGAGAGGUUGUUCACCUGAAGUUGUGCAAUAUACAGUAGGUGUAUAGUUUAAUUACACACAUUUUCGCUCAGCGGUCUUCACCAUCGCAAUGAUAAACAAAGAAUCUUCUAUGUAAACUAUCUAAUGCACAGGAAUAAUAUUUACAUUGUGAAAUCACGACAUACUUUUCAUUAUGACUAACGAAUAUUGACUAGAACACGCUCAGUGUUUAUUGUUUAUUGCACAUACAAGAACAAAAUUGGCUUAACAAAAUAUACCAAAUACUAAGACAUGCAGGGGAGGCCUGAAACUUGAUGGUUUUUCAAGAGCCUCCUCUUAUUAAGAUAAAAAUGACAAUAUUAAGGUCAACUUAUAUAAAGCAUAAAAAAGUUAAUAAUUAAAGUAAUUGAUCAAUAGAUAGCCGGGGAAACAAACAUAUAAUUUGCUACAAGCAAAUAUAUGAAUUCAUGGUAAAAUAACAAUGAUGACAUCGAUUUGCUGAAUAAAAUGAUAGGAAUAAGCUUCAGAUCAACUUACUGAACAAAACUAAAAUUAAGCAUGAAAACAUCGUCAAUUAUGAACAAUUAAUCGAUAACAAGGAUUUGGAAAGAGAUCAGUGUAAUUUUGUAGCUGGAUUAUUCAAGAUUUCCUUUAGCAGUUGCUUCUUGAAAAGGGGCAGCGACGUACUGUUUUGUAAUUGUUUUUUUUAGACUAUUCCAUCCAAAGGGUCGUCUAUACAUUAAAGUAAACUGUCGCUGAUUAGAUUUGGUUCGAAUCGGUCUUAAGUUAUUGCACUGUCUUGUGUUGUCUUUGAGGAUAUCUGAGUUAUAUAUAAUGCUAUCUCUGUAAUGUGCUGGUAAACAUCAACUUCCAUAGAUGAUUUUGUGAACAAAAAGACUAAUCUGUAAUUUGUUAAUGUUGUAUAUUGUUAAUAUUUUUAAGUCAUGAAACAAAUUUGUUGAAGGGAAUGUAUAUGACUCAUUUGAAGCGAUCCUAAUAAAGCGUUUCUGUAGUAAGAGCAGUGGCUUUAGCGUUGUUGUGUAAGUGCUUGCCCAUAUAAUAUUACAGCAUGUUCGGUACGGGCAAAUCUAGGUGUAGUAUAGAAUCAUAAAAGUGUUUUUUGUGAUAGUAAAUUUCCAACUUUUCGUAUUAUUCCGAUAUUUUUGUCUAUCUUUUUGCUAAUGAGCUCAACAUGAUUUUUCCAUGCAAGUUUUUCAUCUAUUAAAAC
Messenger RNA from Neoarius graeffei (lesser salmon catfish), 4267 nucleotides. Its product is annotated as tripartite motif-containing protein 16-like. The coding region runs from base 96 to 1850 and encodes 584 amino acids. The record is from RefSeq and is a predicted model, not a curated record. NCBI's taxonomy places the organism in Eukaryota, Metazoa, Chordata, Actinopteri, Siluriformes, Ariidae. The transcript has 6 exons. Gene Ontology annotation, molecular function: protein binding; zinc ion binding.